Molecule: messenger RNA, 1802 nt
Organism: Musa acuminata subsp. malaccensis (wild Malaysian banana)
Lineage: Eukaryota; Viridiplantae; Streptophyta; Magnoliopsida; Zingiberales; Musaceae
Product: tyrosine decarboxylase 1-like
Biological process (GO): amino acid metabolic process
Cellular component (GO): cytoplasm
Molecular function (GO): pyridoxal phosphate binding; carboxy-lyase activity
Source: RefSeq, a predicted model, not a curated record
CCUCCCCUCCUCGAGGUCUUCACUCAGCGGCCAACAAAUACAAUAUCUCUUCCUCCCGUGGGCUCCCCUGCUCCAUUCGCCUCUUCCUUCACCACAAACACACAAAUGGGGAGCCUCCACGACGUCGUCGAGAACACCAACGUGGUGUGCCCGCCGAACCCCCUCGACCCCGAGGAGUUUCGCCGGCAGGGCCAUAUGAUCGUCGACUUCAUCGCCGACUACUACCACAACGUCGACAAGUUCCCGGUCCUCAGUCAGGUCUCCCCUGGCUACCUCCGGGAAUGCCUCCCCGACUCGGCACCUAACCACGCGGAGCCCAUCGAGGCGAUCCUACAGGACGUCCGCAACCACAUCGUCCCCGGCAUCACUCACUGGCAGAGCCCCAACUACUUCGCCUACUUCCCCUCCAGCGGCAGCAUUGCCGGGUUCAUGGGCGAGAUGCUUAGCGUCGGCUUCAACGUCGUCGGGUUCAACUGGAUGUCGUCUCCCGCGGCCACCGAGCUGGAGACCAUCGUCAUGGACUGGCUGGGCAAGAUGCUGAACCUCCCCAAGCCCUUCCUUUUCUCCGGUGGCGGGGGCGGCGUGCUCCAAGGCACCACCUGCGAGGCCAUCCUCUGCACCGUGACAGCAGCCAGGGACAAGGUGCUGACCAAGAUCGGGAGGGAUCGUAUUGGCGACCUGGUGGUCUACUGCUCCGACCAGACCCACUGCGCGCUCAAAAAAGCGGCGCAGAUCGCUGGCAUUCACCCGGACAACAUCCGCGCGCUGCGGACCCGCCGGUCCGACGCCUUUGGGCUGUGCCCCGAGACGCUGCGCUCCGCACUGGCGGACGACGUCUCCGAGGGGCUUGUGCCGCUGUACCUGUGCGCCACCGUGGGCACGACCUCAUCGACGGCGGUCGACCCGCUCCGGGGGCUGUGCGAGGUGGCAGCGGAGCACGACAUCUGGGUCCACGUCGACGCCGCCUACGCUGGCAGCGCGUGCAUCUGCCCGGAGUUCCGGCACUUCAUCGACGGCGUGGAGGGCGCCGACUCCUUCAGCUUCAACGCCCACAAGUGGUUCUUCACCACCUUGGACUGCUGCUGCCUGUGGGUGAAGGAGCCGCAACACCUGGUGAACGCCCUCUCCACCAACCCCGAGUACCUGAGGAACAAAGCCACGGAGUCGAAAAAGGUGGUGGACUACAAGGACUGGCAGAUCGCCCUCAGCCGUCGCUUCCGAUCGCUGAAGCUGUGGAUGGUGCUGCGGAGCUACGGGGUGGCCAACCUCCGGAACUUCAUCAGGAGCCACGUCAACAUGGCUGAGCUCUUCGAGGAGCUCGUGACCAAGGACGAGAGGUUCGAGGUGGUGGUGCCCAGAAACUUCGCCAUGGUGUGUUUCCGGCUGCUACCACCCCUCGGCGGCCUCUCCGCCAGGGACUGCGGAUUGGAGACUGCAAACGCGAUCACCAAGAGGUUGCUCGACUCGGUGAACGCGACCGGGAAGGUGUACGUGACCCACGCGGUGGUGGGAGGAGUCUACCUGAUCCGAUUCGCGGUCGGCGCCUCGCUCACCGAGGAGCGGCACGUCCGGUCGGCGUGGAUGGUGGUGCAGGAGCAAGCCGAGGCUCUGCUGGCGGAGUUCAACGUACAUCCCGUGAUGCAGGAGCAAACAGACGCCGUGCUAACUGCGGCCGUGCAUGGUUGACGCCUCAGUUUCCAUGCGAAGAGGUGACCAAUUCGCCAUACAUAAUAUAAUAAUUAUUAUUAUUAUAGCAAAGCCACGAAUAUGUCCAGAAUAAAAAAAAACACUUUUUUCCUGUA